Messenger RNA from Aspergillus piperis CBS 112811, 2051 nucleotides. RefSeq names its product flavin monoamine oxidase family protein. Bases 171 to 1667 code for a protein of 498 amino acids. Lineage: Eukaryota; Fungi; Ascomycota; Eurotiomycetes; Eurotiales; Aspergillaceae. Gene Ontology annotation, molecular function: polyamine oxidase activity; L-amino-acid oxidase activity. Gene Ontology annotation, biological process: amino acid catabolic process. The record is from RefSeq and is a predicted model, not a curated record. The transcript has a single exon.
GUUGGCCGCUCACGAGGGCCCAAGCGCAGUACUUUAUCUUCAGUCAUGUAAUCGCUACUCUAUAUUUUCAACGGUUCCAUUGAACCAUAGUAUGGCUUGGUUGCAGACAUGGUCACUCUAUCAUUAGCUAUCCUCAAUUCUUUCAUUCCUCAUCUGCUACGCACCACUCAAUGGUCAUAAUGGACAUUGGCAUUGUUGGCUCCGGCAUCGCUGGCUUGUACUUGGCCCUCUACCUCCAACGCAAUGGUCAUCGGGUCACUAUCUUCGAGGCCGAGGACCGCAUUGGAGGUAGAAUAUUUACGCACUGGUUCGACGAAAACGUGUAUUUUGAAGCAGGGGCUAUGCGAAUCCCUCGAUCGAAAUUGCACUCCCGUGUCUAUCGUUUCAUUCGUUAUCUCAACGUGAACGGGAGACAGGACGACAAAGUAGAGCUCAUCCCUUACAUACAGGAGCACAGCAACAAUGUGGCAUUUAUUCACAAUGCCAGGUGCAAUCUUGACAAUCCCCAGCUUUCCGCCCGGCUUAACAUACCCUUGCCGCCCAGGUACCAGGGUAAACCCGCGAGCGAGCUUUUGGGGGAAGUGAUCAGCCCUUGGCUGGCUCUGCUACAGAAGGAUUUCGAUUUUGGGUUCUCGCAGAUAUCGCAGUAUGACGUUAUCUCGUUUCGGGCCUAUCUCCAUCUAGUCGCUGGAUGGCCACAUGAAGUGAUCGAUUUCGUGGAGUUGAUGACCAGUCAGACAAACCAGUUUGAUCUCAGCUUCAUCGAAAUCAUCAUGCAGAAUCUGGAUUUCAAUACGCAAAAUUGGGCCACUGUCCAGGGGGGGAUGUCGCGUCUUGUUCAAAGUGCCGUCCGGCUUGUCGGUCUCGAGAAUAUACACACCAAUGCAAGAGUGCACCAAAUCGUUGAGCGCCAAGAUGGCAAGGUUACCUUGCGAACAACAGGGCCACAUGGCGGCACCUUUGACAAGGUGAUCCUUGCAAUCCCACCGGCAGCACUUCACCGAAUCCACGACCGUCCAACAUGGUCCUUCAUGAAGGAGCAAGCGAUUCGUAGCAUGCAUUUCGAGCCGCUCUACAAACUAGGGAUACACUUCCGCACGAGGUUUUGGGAAAAGACCCCGUCACCUUGUUUUGGUGGCCAGAGCGCGACGGAUCUCCGAUUUCGAUGGAUUGUCUAUCCAUCGAACGACCUCGGAAGUCCCUCAGCUGGCGUGCUCCUUCUCUACUGCUGGAUGAAUGAUGCGUAUCGCAUGCAGUCCAUUCCCCGUGACCAACGCAUCAGUCUCGCUCUUCAUGACCUCCAGCGGUUUUAUGAUACUGUGGAUGUCUUCGACCAGUACGUCGAUGCUUUCGAUGUGUGUUGGAGCCAGGAGUAUGCUACUGGAGAUGCUAUGUUUCUCCCAGGCCAAUUCACACGGUUCCACCAGGUCGCCAAGCAACCGGAGGGUAACAUUCAUUUUGCAGGGGAGCAUCUGAGUCGGCACCAUACGUGGAUUGCGGGCGCAAUUGAUUCUGCAUUACAAGUGGUCAUGCAAAUACAGGGUGAAAAAGACGUGCGAGGUCUUGGAGAAGAGUAUAUCAAAUCGACCCCGAAAAGACUCGAUGAGCCAUGGCGGGCAUAUGUGAUUCCGCAUCACAACAACCUCGAGUAUGUUGCGGAACGCUGACGAGUACUUCGCAGCACAUUCCGGGCAGCAAGAGCCAAUUUUUCUUACCGCAUACCAGGUUCAGCUGGCCAUAUCAACGGUGUCUCUGAUCAUCAGGAAAUUUGUCUUGUACUUAGAUUAGAAAGGCAGGGGAUUUUUCCUUCCUUCAAUAUACUUCCCUUCCCGAUUAUGAUGCUAAUUUACCGCUCCACUUUCUCCCCUGCUAUUCAUUUCUUCAUCGUCGCUAAAUCCAGCUGCGUAUCCCUGAGGAAGUUUCACGCUCUGAGUGGUUUUGAAAUAAUAUCUCUGGAAAUACUGGACCUUAGAUCGUCGUUUAGUUGAAGCUUGAAGCUUGAAGCUCCCGGUUCACGCCCAAAUAUAGAGCCCUAGCGCAUCCUGGAUUGC